AUGGCGGUUGAAUUUGUACAGGAAGCUCUUGAAAAGUGUCGCGUUCUUAGAGAUAAAAUUUGGCAUAGUGUCACUUCAUCUGAAGAGAAAUCUAUACGAAUAUAUUUAUCAGAUGCAUUAUUUUCUAGCGCAGUUGCUGGAAUAACGUUUCCAGUAUUUCUAGGAUGUUUACAAACUGGAAUCUUUCGUCCUUUACGUAUUUCCUCAAACCUUUUGUUCGCUCCUGUCUGUGGCUGUAUUUCGGUAUUCAUAUCAGGGGGUUGUGCCUCACUGUUGCUUCUAUCGAGCUUUUCAUUUAUCGGAAAAAAUGAUUGGCACAAAACUUUACUAGAUAAACGCCAAGGGUAUGUUCAUGUUCCAAACGAAUAUUCAUUAGCGAUUUCAGUGCGUCCCGCGGAUAUUCCACUGUGUGGAUUUGGGAGUUUGAUCGUGUUUAAGAUCUUGGGAGGACGAUUUCGAUCAGUGUUACCAAGCAGCUUGAUUCAUCCAGGAGCAUUUGCUAGAAAGUACAUUCCAGCCAAAGGACAGAAUUAUGCAUCUGCAACUGUUAGAAGAAGGCUUCGUUUGUUGGGAAGAGAAUAUGGCUGUCACUCCUGUGGAAGACGAUGGUGGACAUCUUUUGUUGGGGACCACAUACCUCCGAAUAAGUUGGUUAGAGAAGGACAGCAACAAAGAUUUUAUCCACAGUGCACCCACUGCUCAUAUUUACAAGGAGCAGCUUUGUCUUCCAUGUCAAGACUGCAACGUAUCAAAACACAUGGCACAUCUUUAAGACUCUAUCAUUUAUGGUUACCACUACCACUUCCACUGGCAGUUCUUAGGAAUUACAUCAAUGAAAACUCUGGUGCAAAAGAGCUAGAUGAAAACUCUGUUUCAAAUGUGGCUGAUGAGAACUCUACUUCAAAAGAAGCUAAUGAAGACUCUGGUACAAAAGAGGUCAAUAAAGGGUCUGACAUUGCAGAUGAAAUCCAAGAUGGAUAUUUGCAUACAAUCCUGAAUGGAGUGCUAAACCUUUUGAAAAUUAAGAAAAAAGAUGAUAGUGAAGACUAUGAUUGAAUCAGAAUAUAAGAAAGAUGUGUAUGAGAAAUUGUUUUAUAAUGUUUUUAUUUUCUUUGAAGAUUGACUAGUUUACUACUCAAGUUUAAUGCUGUACACAUUCAAGUUACUGCAAAUGCUCUUAUGUGCCUUAUUUCCAGGGUUUGUUCAAACAGGGCUAGUAGGAGAAGAUGCAGUUAGAGAAAGUUUACCAUAUUCUUGAAAAAUGACACUAUUCUUUUCAUAACCAUUGCAUGAGAUUAGUUAGCACCUAAACUGCAAUAUCACAUUCAACUUCAAAGUGAAAUCAACUGUAAAAGAUAU
Molecule: messenger RNA, 1359 nt
Organism: Pocillopora verrucosa
Lineage: Eukaryota; Metazoa; Cnidaria; Anthozoa; Scleractinia; Pocilloporidae
Source: RefSeq, a predicted model, not a curated record